CGAAUGGACGUCUCAAUUUUCCUUUUAUUUACUUUUACGUUAAAAAACAAACUUUUAGAACUACGUAUUAAAGGAAUAUUUAAAAAAAUUAACUAAAUUAAUAAACUCACUGGGAUUAAAGCAAAAGGCGAUUGUGUUCGAUGAUUAAAUAAAUAAAAAAUACGCUAGGAUUUUAAAUCAAAAACAUAUCAAUUCGCUUUUUAAAUUAUUAAACAAAGUUUUGUAUUAAAUUUUAAUCGUAAAUCAAAGUUUAUUGCUUAAAUUCAUUUUAUUCAAUAUCUUAUAGGAACAGUGAUGUGUUAAUGAUAAUGAACGGACGUGUUGUGGAAACUGACGCGGAAAAGGCGGGAAAGAGUGACAGACAUUCAGCUGUGGACGUCAGCAAUGGCUCCAAUAGGGAGUUGGAGAACAACCGAUGGCAACCACCGACAACGCAUGGACUGGCAGCAUAUCCAGCCACGGGGGACCGCUCGACGCUGCUCAAGGCACACGCCGCGAAGUCAGCGGAGUGCAGUGGUCAGAGCUCACCGCGACCACGCCGGGCGCCUAGGGAAUCUCGUCGCGUUUCCCUCGCCCAAGCCUCUGGAUACGUCCAGCUCAACCAAUACAGACUCCUUGAACCUAUCGGACAGGGCUCGUAUGGGAUCGUCAAGUUAGCUUACAAUGAAGAAGACGACACACAUUACGCUAUGAAGAUCUUGUCUAAAAGGAAACUCAUGCGAAGAGCCGGCUUGUUUGGCAGAACUCCCCCGAGAAGACCAGGACCUGGUCCUCCGCCUGACCCUCUACAGAGGGUCUAUAGAGAAAUCGCAGUGCUCAAGAAACUAGAUCAUGCUAAUGUUGUGAAAUUAGUUGAGGUAUUAGACGACCCUGCCGAAGACCAACUCUACCUGGUCUUCCAACUCCUGGAAGGCGGUCCAGUGAUAGACAUCCCGACAGACAAUCCUUUGAAAGAAGACCUGGCCAGGAAGUACUUCAGGGACACUUUACUGGGUGUGGAAUAUCUGCACUUCCAAAGGAUAGCCCACCGCGACAUCAAGCCGGCGAACCUGCUGCUGCGCGAGGGUGGCGUCCAGGUCGCGGAUCUGGGCGCGUGCGGCGAGCUGGCGGGCGCCGGCCGCGUGUCGGGCGCCGUCGGCACGCCCGCCUUCCGCGCGCCGGAGACCUUCGCCGGACCAGAAAACUACGACGGACAGGCAGCUGACAUUUGGUCUCUCGGGGUGACGUUGUACGCGAUGGUGACAGGCAGAGUUCCUUGGGUCGGAACUUCCGUCGUGGAGCUCCAGAGAAAAAUCCUGAAUGAGCCGCUGACAUACCCUGCGAGAUACCAGCCUUCGAAAUCGCUGAGGCAUCUUCUUAGUCGCAUGCUAGAUAAAGACCCAGCAAAAAGAGCCACUAUGCCGGAAAUUAAGGACGACGAAUGGAUCACAGCGGGAGGCAGGGACCUCUUGCCCUCGGAGCAGGAGAACUGCAGGCUGGUAGAGGUCACGGACGAGGAUAUGGCGAGAGUCGUCACCUCUAUACCUAACCUCUCUACGCUCAUACUCAUCAAGACUAUGCUUAAAAAGCACAGCUUUCAGAACCCUUUCUUACGAAGUCGCGAAGGCAGCACUUCAAGAAGAGAAUCCGGUAGCGGGAAAGGAGAGGGAGAGAAAACCGCGGCCGCCAAGAGAAGUGGUCUCGCCCGGACUGGUAGAUCCCUCUCAGCGCCCGGCAACUAUCUCACUGAGAGACAAUCUUCAUUUGACGUAGCCCUGGAGUCAGUCGCAGAACGAGAUCAGAACCAAGAGAAGGAGAAGUCUCCAGUCAAGGGCGAAGGGGAGUCUCGGUGAUGUCCUGGACCCCGCGGGGGUCACUCACCGUCCGCGGAGACCCGCCUCCACCCUGCCCCGGGGGUGCCGCUACUCCCAGCACUCCCCUGCUAGCGCCGCCCACUCCCCCACAGAGAGGACACACAGAGUGCAUCCAAGUGCGGACGCGCCGGCCUCACCACACGGAGGAGGAUUGUCAGCAACGUCACCACGUGUGUGACAUCAGAAAGCAACUUAACUAAAGUGUAACCGUCACGGAUGACUGAAGAUCCUAUAACCAUUUCAAAGUUUAACAGCUUUGUUUGUUCAUCUUGUGAAAACCUUAGAUGAGAU
Molecule: messenger RNA, 2144 nt
Organism: Bombyx mandarina (wild silkworm)
Lineage: Eukaryota; Metazoa; Arthropoda; Insecta; Lepidoptera; Bombycidae
Product: calcium/calmodulin-dependent protein kinase kinase 2
Biological process (GO): protein phosphorylation; intracellular signal transduction
Cellular component (GO): cytoplasm
Molecular function (GO): calcium/calmodulin-dependent protein kinase activity; calmodulin binding; ATP binding
Source: RefSeq, a predicted model, not a curated record